AUGCCCAAAAUGACACCAGAUUACGAAGUCAGGUUGCAGCUCGACCCUGCAAGAGUGCUCAACUCCGAGCACGAGCUAGUGUCGGCCGUAUUAGAGAGCCUCAAAGUGUCCGCGAAUCCUUUGCAAAUGAAUGUACAGUUUCUCGACAACUGUUCCAAGGAUAUUUACGAUGCCGGGUGGUGUGUGCGAAUCCGCAAAGUGGAGGGCAAAUCUCAUCACGAGCUCACGUACAAAAAACGAUACGACAUUAACGACGGCAACAUUGACGAGGUGCUCAAUCGAGCUGAGAAAGAUGGGUUUGGUUCAAAAUAUGAAGCACAAGUCGAAUGGGGUUAUACCAAGCAGACGCUCUCCAUUAGCCGGGAGAAGAAGGUUUCAUAUUCUGGCAAAACCAAGCUGGAGCUCCCGGGACUGAACGAAUCUCGCAAAAUGGCAAUUAAGGAAGAGCCUGACAAGUUCGAUGAUUGGGGGCCCGGCCAUGAUUGGGGCACGAAAAUUUUGGCAAAGGCGAGAGUUUUUGGUCCAGUUCUCGCCAAGCGCUGGAUCGGCAAGUGGAAUGAUGUGCAAGUGUAUAUCGAGGUUUGGCCGAUACCCAAUGCUGAAGGGACGGGAACCGAAUACAUAGUCGAAGCGUCUUUCAAGACAGACAGCCAUAAAACGGCCUCGACCGAGCGCAACAAUCUCACCAGCCAAUUGCAAGCUCAAGGUUGGGCUCUUGCUGAGGACUCUCUAAAGACAAAGCUUAUUCUGGAGCGCUACCCAUGCCCCAACAUGGCAGCUGAAAAUGGAGACGAGUAG
Molecule: messenger RNA, 798 nt
Organism: Trichoderma virens Gv29-8
Lineage: Eukaryota; Fungi; Ascomycota; Sordariomycetes; Hypocreales; Hypocreaceae
Exons: 1
Coding region: 1-798 (265 amino acids)
Source: RefSeq, a predicted model, not a curated record